Messenger RNA from Aspergillus welwitschiae, 845 nucleotides. RefSeq names its product histone H2A. The transcript has 4 exons. Gene Ontology annotation, cellular component: nucleosome. The record is from RefSeq and is a predicted model, not a curated record. Gene Ontology annotation, molecular function: structural constituent of chromatin; protein heterodimerization activity; DNA binding. The coding region runs from base 144 to 548 and encodes 134 amino acids. Lineage: Eukaryota; Fungi; Ascomycota; Eurotiomycetes; Eurotiales; Aspergillaceae.
AUAUGUCCUCCGCUCCCUCGCGUUGGCCGUCAACCCUUUAGCACCAUAUCACGCUUAUCGCCAUCGUCACUUGUUAACGACAACUCCCUAAUAAAUUAAACACCUUCGAAAGGAAAAAAAAACCUCACAUACCAUCCAACAAAAUGACUGGAGGCAAAUCUGGAGGCAAGGCCAGCGGCAGCAAGAACGCCCAAUCCCGUUCGUCCAAGGCCGGUCUCGCCUUUCCCGUUGGACGUGUUCAUCGUCUCCUCCGCAAGGGCAACUACGCUCAGCGUGUUGGUGCCGGUGCUCCCGUUUACCUCGCUGCCGUCCUUGAGUAUCUCGCCGCCGAAAUUCUUGAAUUGGCUGGCAACGCUGCUCGCGAUAACAAGAAGACCCGUAUCAUUCCCCGUCACCUUCAGCUCGCCAUCCGCAACGAUGAGGAACUGAACAAGCUCCUGGGUCAUGUCACCAUUGCCCAGGGUGGUGUCCUCCCCAACAUCCACCAGAACCUUCUGCCCAAGAAGACCCCCAAGAGUGGAAAGGGCCCGGGAAGCCAGGAGCUGUAAACAAUUUCUUUCUAAUUUGGGUUCUCUGAUUCGGCGCGGUUUGGUUCUCUUAUUGAUGUGAUAACGGGGUUCUGGUCGGAACGUUUAUGGCUCUGCGAUUUCUUUUUUCUAGUUUCCACAGUUUAUGGUUGUACAUUAUGUCUACGGACAUGGAAUGAUACCGACAGCAUUUUCACGGAUUCAAUCCUACCCUCUAGUCCGGACUUGUGUAGGAAUUUUGCUCAACCAUUGAAAGCCAAUGGCGUGUCUUUAUAUUUUCCUUUAAUAUGACCCGUAUAAUUAUGGUCGCUCAGAGCA